AAUAUACUAAUUCAUUUAAAAUAUGCAACACAAACGACUUUUUUUAUCAAUAACUGUAUUUAUGCUUAUUUGUGAAUUUGCAAAAUGUUACACUGUAGAAAAAUAUUCUUUUCUUAUGCCAAAUGUGCAACCAAGCAUCCCAGAAUUAUAUCUUUGUAGUCCAGUAAAAAUAGACAAUGAAAAUACUUACUAUAUUGUUGGAUUUGAGCCGAAUGCAACUAUGAAUACUGCACAUCAUAUUAUUUUAUAUAGUUGCUCAACACCAGGAAGUGCUGAACCAAUAUGGAAUUGCGGAGAAAUGUCAUUUACUGAAAGUUUAUUUAUGACCAUUGCUAGCCCAUGUCAAGAUAGUUCUGAAAUUAUUUAUGCAUGGGCUAGAGAUGCACCUGAACUAAUUCUUCCAGAUAAUGUGGGAUUUAAAGUAGGAAAGGGUUCUCUUAUAAAAUAUUUAGUACUUCAAAUACAUUAUGCACAUAUCGAUAAAUUUAAGGAUGGAACUACAGAUGAUUCUGGUAUUACAUUACAUCUUACAAGGCAGCCUUUAAAUAAAUUAGCUGGUGUAUAUAUAUUAGGAACUGGUGGUGGAAUUCCCCCUCACAGUGUAGAAUAUAUGGAAUCAUCUUGUGAAAUAUCAGAAAACAAGACGAUUCAUCCAUUUGCUUAUAGAGUUCAUACGCAUAGUUUAGGAAAAAUUGUAUCUGGGUAUGUCAUUAGAAAUAAUAAAUGGAUAGAACUUGGAAAGCGUGAUCCUCUUAAGCCACAAAUGUUUUACAAUAUUCAUUAUAAUGGAACAAUAAAAUAUGGUGAUAGAUUAGCUGCUCGAUGUACAAUGCAAAGCGAGCUUGACACAUGGACUUAUGUAGGAAAUACGAAUAAUGAUGAAAUGUGCAAUUUCUAUUUAAUGUAUUACGUUGAAAAUGAAGAACCAUUAAGUAAUAAAUUUUGUUUUAGUUCUGGUCCACCUAAGUAUUACUGGCAUAUAGAUGGAUUAAUAAAUAUACCUGAUAGAGAAGCUUCUACAUUGUAGAGAAUUUGUUAUACCAUUAAAUUAUCUUUUAUUUAUAAAAUAUACAUUUCAAAUGAUUAAAUUAUUAA
Molecule: messenger RNA, 1095 nt
Organism: Ceratosolen solmsi marchali
Lineage: Eukaryota; Metazoa; Arthropoda; Insecta; Hymenoptera; Agaonidae
Gene: Phm
Product: Peptidylglycine-alpha-hydroxylating monooxygenase
Exons: 3
Coding region: 23-1027 (334 amino acids)
Biological process (GO): peptide metabolic process
Cellular component (GO): membrane; extracellular region
Molecular function (GO): copper ion binding; oxidoreductase activity, acting on paired donors, with incorporation or reduction of molecular oxygen, reduced ascorbate as one donor, and incorporation of one atom of oxygen
Source: RefSeq, a predicted model, not a curated record